Molecule: messenger RNA, 1704 nt
Organism: Plodia interpunctella (Indianmeal moth)
Lineage: Eukaryota; Metazoa; Arthropoda; Insecta; Lepidoptera; Pyralidae
Product: RPA-interacting protein-like
Exons: 3
Coding region: 183-797 (204 amino acids)
Biological process (GO): protein import into nucleus
Cellular component (GO): nucleus
Source: RefSeq, a predicted model, not a curated record
AUUUUGUCAACUGUCAGAGCGAGCGCCAGAAACAUCUAAAUUCUCAAAAUUACAAUUUUUUGUUAAUAAUUUAUUAGUACCUAUGUAAAUCAACUAAUUUUAGUACCGACUUAAUAGUAUUAUUAACCCUUGAGUAUCCUCACUUACUGUUCAAGUCCAAUCUCUGCUGUGGGUUAUUUAUUAUGAGUUCUCCGACGACUCGAAACGCAUCGCCCAAUUUUAAGGAUUUGAAAUCUAAGUCGAAACAUUCUCCUAUUGAAAUUAAAGAAAAAAUGAGGAAGAAUUACAAAAAUAAAGUGAAGAACUGUCGUGAAUUAUUAUUAAAUCGAAUACGAGGUACAGAGGCACAAACAGACCUCCGAGAUACCUUAUGUGAUAUUUACAAAAGUAUGUUCAGUUUUACCAAUGAAGAAACUACUGAUGAUGAGGAAAUACAAAUACUAAAUGAAAUAAAGAACGAACUUGUACAAGAAGAGUUGGAAUGGCUCCUGGAUGAGUAUGACAAAUCACAUAAUGAUAAUAUAGAUUUAUCUGCAGAAGAGAAUAAUUUAAUUUGUCCCAUUUGCCAGAAAAUCAACUGCCAAUUACAAAAUAAUUUCUUAUCUUGUUCAAAGUGUAAUUUUUCUAUAAAAACACAGAUGUCAUGUAAAGAAAUCAAACACCAUAUUUUUGAUUUACUUGAAAAACAUUCCUCAUUAUGUGAAAAAUAUGGUAAUUUCAAUGUGGUUUCUGAACUGGAUGAACUUCACAUUUAUCUUACAUGUGAUACCUGUAUGGAGAUGUUAAUAGUUGUCUAAAAAUCAUACUUUUUUAUUGAUAUAUUUCAAUUUCAGGUUAAAUCUGUAAUUUUGACUAAUAUCUUUAUAACAAGCCCUUUAUCUUAAAAUACUAUAAUUCAUAUUUGUUUUUAUAAUAUUUAUACUUUCCUGUUGUACUUAAGUUGUUCAUUUAUUACAUUUCAUUAAAACUACAUGUUUUUACUGGUAAUCAAUGUAUCCAUACUUUGAUCAAUGUUAUUCCAUAGGGUUGGAGUGAUUUUAACAGAUUGCCUGCAGUAUGAUGCAUACUCAGUGAGUAUCAAGACAUACACUUUGUGUGUGAUAGAAAUUGCAGUUACUCACCUCUGUCAAAUGUGAGUCAGGCUGAGUUGAAUAUUCUUCAACCCCCAAAAAUGAGCCCUUAUUUUUAGUGUGUGUGCAUAUGUAGCUACUUAAACAAAUACAAAAUUUUAAUGUAUGUCUGAGUAUGACGGAGUCUAGUUACAUAUGUUCCACUAUAAUUCUUAUUGUUUAAAAACAAUAUAUAACUGUUAAUGACAGUGCGAUCCCUGGCAGUUCCAAAGAACGAGCAAAUCACAAAUAAAAGCUCUUGAGAUGACACAUCGGUAAACAAAUUUCAUACAAGACAUUUUUGUUUAUUUGAUUUGACCAUGCAACCUGACCACACGAGGCUAAGUGUAUUUUUUUAUGUCAAUGAAAGCUUCACUCAUUGAAAAAUUUAAUAAAUACUCUAUUGUUACCGAAUAAUGUAGCUCCAUAAUUACUGGUAAACAAAUUUUUGGAGAACAUUACUACACAAAGUUGUAUAUGUACAUAAAUAUUAGUGUAGAUAAACCUUUAAAAUGGGAAAUAGGAACAUAUUUAUUCUGCUAGAUACUUUUAUCUAUGGGGUAUGAAAUAAAAGCCUGAUUUACAAAAUAAAAAA